AUGGAUCUGUUUCACGAGUUGCUUGUCGGGAGCGCGUCAUUGGAGGCGCCACCAUGCCCUGGUUGGCGUUGCUGCCUGAGGACUUGGAGGGGAUGGUCUCUCCUUCCUUCUUGGCCGCCUACCCGGACCUCUAGGCUCGAGCCGUUCAACAAGCCUCUCCAUCUCUUCCAUACCUCGUUACUUGUCUGCAGAAUGUCGCUUACCACUCACGCCGGCAACCUCACCCUCACCACUGUCCUCUGGUUCGACACUCAAGCUGAAGAAGCAGCCAAAUUCUACACGUCCGUGUUUCCCAACUCCAAGAUCCUGCGCAGCCAGCGCUAUUCAGAGGCCGGCCAGGAAGUUCAUGGACAGGAACCCGGUUCCAUCCUCUUUGUCGAGUUUGACCUUGACGGUCACCGCUUCUCAGGUCUGAAUGGCGGGCCUCACGUCACCUUCAAUCACGCCGUGUCCUUCAUGAUUGACUGUGCCGAUCAGAAAGAAGUCGACUAUUACUGGGGGAAGUUGAGCGAGGGGGGAGAUGUCACAAAGCAAGAGUGCGGGUGGCUGGCUGACAAGUUUGGCGUGUCGUGGCAGGUUGUGCCCAAGAGGCUCAAGGAGAUGCUAGUCAGCGAGGAUGUGGCGGCAGCUGGACGAGCAUCAGUGGCUAUGAUGGGGAUGAAGAAGCUCGAUAUUGAGGGACUGGAAAAGGCGUUCAAGGGCGAAUAG
Molecule: messenger RNA, 708 nt
Organism: Podospora anserina S mat+
Lineage: Eukaryota; Fungi; Ascomycota; Sordariomycetes; Sordariales; Podosporaceae
Exons: 2
Coding region: 1-708 (235 amino acids)
Source: RefSeq, a predicted model, not a curated record